This is a messenger RNA of Paramecium pentaurelia, 1227 nucleotides long. The record is from the annotation of a GenBank genome assembly. Lineage: Eukaryota; Ciliophora; Oligohymenophorea; Peniculida; Parameciidae.
AUGGAAUUGAAAUAUCUGAAUAAAUUUGUAGAAGAAUACAAACUCAAUAAGAAUGAUAAAUUAAUUAAAUACCUCCUAAUUCUUGGUAUAGGGUUUGUAAAGUAAAAACUAGAAGAUAUAAAUUAAGAAGCAAUCAAAUUAUUAGCGAGUAAUUUUCAUUUAUUAUGUAGAUUCAUUCAAACAAAAGUCUAUUCAUUAAGAAUUAAAAAACUUGAGAAAUAAGGUUCUCUCUUUAGAAAAACAUAUUCAACCAGAAUAACAGAUUAAAUAUCAUAGUCAACCAAAAUUAAUGCCUCCUAAAGUUACACCAAAAAUCACUGAAUAAAUUCCACUUUAAUAGAAUGUCAAAAAAGCAGUACCUUUUAAACAUCACUUAGAUGAUUCAGAAAUGUAUUAUAUUUAAUAUACUAUUUAGUAAAUCAAUAUUAUGGAAUCAAUGUAAUGAAAAUCAUCAUUAAAUUAUCAAUUAUGAAUCUUAACAUUAACCUCAAAGAAAGCAAACAAUUGAUUAACAUCCAAUAAUCCCUAAGUAUUUACCAAGAAACAACUCACAAACAGAAAUAUAUCCCUUAUCAUAACGUGAUAACAGUGCUAGAUAGAUUACUUAACGAUCAUCUCAUCAUUCUAGUUAAUUUGACAGUUUGCAUAAUAGAAAUUCUCCAAAAUUUAAAGGAGAAAAGAAAAAGAGCAUAUGUAAAGAAAAUAGAACUCCUGCAGGUGUUGGAGUACCUAAACAUCUUAGAUAAGUUUAAUCAAAAAUCAAAUCGUAAAUUUAAUAUGACAAAGAACAAUAUAAAUCUAAUAAUAGUUAAAAAGAAGAAGAAUAAAUUAUUAAUAUAGCGAAUAGUUCAUUAAAUCCAUUUAAUAAUACUCCAUAAAAUAAAUUAUUUUAACCUUGUCAUUCUACUCAUUUUGGUAGUGGUUAAGUUUCAAGUGCUAAAAUUUAAUAAUAAUAGAUAUAGAUUUAAGAUUUAAAUAAUAUUACAGAAAAGAAAGUAUUUAAUGUUGAUGAAAUUGCUUCAUCAUUUUUGAAUUCUCCAUUCAUGAAAAGUCAAAUAUCAUAAAGAUUAUUUGGAAAAUAAGAAUCAGCCUCAUCAUCAUCUAGUACAUUCUCACUUUUUAAUCCAAAUAAUGAACUAAAAAGUAUUAAUAUUAUUUUAUAAUUUAUUAGAUUUCUUUUAGUAAUUAGAUAAGUAAGUAGGCAACUCCUUAUCCUUUUAGUUUUGA